GGCCGGACCUUUCGGGCGUCCCGGCUAAGUUUCCGUGAGCGCUUUUAGGAAAGCACCAACCGGAAGUGUCCGUGUUUUGGCGGAAGGAGGCGAUUGCCGGGAGCAGCUGGUACAGAGAGGAGCUUGGCUAGCAAAGAUGAUUCAGGCGAUUUUGGUUUUCAACAACCACGGGAAGCCGCGGCUGGUCCGCUUCUACCAGCGUUUCCCAGAAGAAAUCCAACAGCAGAUCGUCCGAGAGACUUUCCAUCUAGUACUUAAGCGAGAUGACAACAUUUGUAAUUUCUUAGAGGGAGGAAGUUUGAUUGGUGGCUCAGACUACAAACUGAUUUACCGGCACUAUGCUACCCUAUACUUUGUAUUUUGUGUGGAUUCAUCAGAGAGUGAACUUGGGAUCUUGGACCUCAUCCAGGUUUUUGUAGAGACUCUGGAUAAGUGUUUUGAAAAUGUUUGUGAAUUGGAUUUGAUCUUCCAUAUGGACAAGGUGCACUACAUCCUCCAGGAGGUGGUAAUGGGUGGGAUGGUGCUAGAAACCAACAUGAAUGAGAUCGUGGCCCAAAUGGAAGCUCAGAACCGGCUGGAGAAGUCAGAGGGCGGCCUUUCUGCAGCCCCUGCACGGGCUGUGUCUGCAGUGAAAAAUAUGAACCUGCCUGAGAUCCCACGGAACAUCAACAUCGGCGAUCUGAACAUCAAAGUCCCCAACCUGUCCCAGUUUGUCUGAAGGGGAGACUUGGGCUGAACUGGAGUCCUUUAGGACAAACAAAGCCAGGCAAUCCAGAAGCAGAACCCAUGGAGACCUAAGAAGAGUCACACCUUGGCCCUGAUACCUCUUGUGUGGGAGGAGCAAAGCAGGAUCCCAUGCGCCCCAUGCCCUCUGACAGUGGGGAGUCUGCGCCACGCCACCUGCACCUUAACUCUCACUCAGCCUCCCUCCCAGGACUGAGACUUGAAUCCAACUCCAACUCCUCCACAUCAGAGCUCCUGAGGGCUGAGGGGAGGAGCCAGCCUUUCUGUGGGUAUAAUGAGCCAAGAGUGGGAUUCCUGAGGCCUCCAGUCACCUGCUGGCUUUGGUGGGGCCCAGAAUCCUUUUGUAUAGCCAAGCUCCUUGGUUGCCACCCCCUGCAGAGGACAUUUCCUCCCUCUGCGCAGUCCCAGUUCUGUUCUCCCCAUUGUUUGUGUGUAGGAAGAAUCCAGAGCGUAAGCCUGGUGCACACCACCAUACAUCUCACCAUGCCGGAGAGGUCCUCCUACAGGGGUGAGAGGGACCCCAUUUCUGUAGUGUAUAAAAAUACAUUCCUGUCACAGGAGCAGAAGGCUCA
Messenger RNA from Heterocephalus glaber (naked mole-rat), 1316 nucleotides. RefSeq names its product adaptor related protein complex 3 subunit sigma 2 (gene Ap3s2). Lineage: Eukaryota; Metazoa; Chordata; Mammalia; Rodentia; Bathyergidae. Gene Ontology annotation, biological process: intracellular protein transport; Golgi to vacuole transport. Gene Ontology annotation, cellular component: AP-3 adaptor complex; membrane coat. The record is from RefSeq and is a predicted model, not a curated record.